GGGUGACCGAUUUUUUUACAUAAGUAUUUAAAUAAGGCAUAUUUAAAUUAUAUGCAAGUAUGGAUAUAGUGAAUGUUCUUUUCCUUCAUAACCACGUCCACUAAAAACUAUACCCUUUGAAAUGUGCAGCCGUGUCAAAGAACUUUCUGUGUCUUGUACGCCCCCUGCUGGUAAACAGUGCACGAUACAGCGCUCUACCUCAUGAGAAGUUCCCCAUGCUGCUCAGCUGCGGGUCUUUCAAACAUGGAGGAGAGAGAAAGAGAAACAAGUCGUACCAGGGAAGAACCCAAAGCAGGAACAAGCGGCGUUGCAACUGGAACGGGGAGACAGGCAGAAAAAGACAGUGAUGCUGAUAGUCACAGGGCCAGAUUAGAUGUCAGUUCUGAUCACUUCGACCCCCUGUUGGCGCUUUACUCCCCCGAUAUUCCUUUACCGUACCCCAAUGUGAAAUGUUUUAAUAACUUGGCAGAGUAUGAGAGCUUUUUAAAAGGCGGACGGGGGAGAGCUAAACCCGAGAAUGUGGAGAAGAAAAACAGAAAGUCGAAGAAGGGCGUCCCGGACCCAGAGAGGAUUGAACGUUUGAAAAAGCUUAUGGUUAAUAAUCCUGCGAGUGAAGAAGAGGGGGGCAGCGGUAGGAAGAGGCUUCCUCGGAGGGCAAAGGCACCCAAAAAUGUUCUCACCCGGAUGCCGCUUCACGCUGGUAGUCCCCUGGGAGAGUUGCAUCGCUGCGUUAAAGAAAGACUUAAGAUCAAAGUGCACAUUCGCACGUUUAAAGGACUGCGCGGGGUGUGCUCGGGAUUCCUGGUCGCAUUCGACAAGUUCUGGAACAUGGCCCUUGUGGAUGUGGAUGAGACUUACCGGAAACCAGUGCUGGGGAAAGCUUUCUACCACGAACCUGCGCUGACCAUCACAAGGAUUUUUGACAGACUAAAGCUGCAGGAAUCUGAAUCGCCCGAGUUUAAGAAGCCUGAUAAGACCCUAACAAAGGAGUCGGACGCUUCACCAGGGACGAGGAAGGAAGAUAAACCGGGGAUGGAGCUGCGGAGAUCGCCUAGAAAGUCUUACUCUUACCCCAAGGGGCAAACUUACACAAAGCCUGCAGAGAAAAGAGCUGCUGAAGCUGGGGAGGAGAGGAAGACUCAGAAGGGAGCGAGCACGGAAAGUGAGACAGGAAAAGUACAAAAGAAGGCAAAAGACAAGCCGACAGUAGAUUACCAGCAGGUGCACUGCAGACACGUAAACCAGCUCUUUAUACGGGGAGAGAAUAUACUGCUUGUUAAUUUACUGGAAUAAAUACUAAAGGCUUUAUACAUAUUAUGUAACUGAGGGCAUGGCAAGUCUGAACCUUCCUUACCAGGUCCUUGUUCUUAAUUAAACCCCAAUCCAGUUCUUGCAGCCUGGUGUAAAAUGGCCCUCCCGGACUGGAGUUGCCCAUGACUGAUUCUCCUCUAUCGACUGGCUCCAGGUACUGAAACGUGGAUGUCCUUCUCUAAAUAAGUUUGUCAAAGAGUUUCUGUAUACAGAUUGACACAGAGAGCCCUAUGGUGGUAAACAUAACCUUUUUCAUUGCUAUAUUAUUAUAUUGACCUGUUUUAUAGUACUUCAGUCCUAUAGUAUAUGUAUAUUUUAAAUGUUGUGCUAAUACUUUCAGUAACAUUGCAGUGUGUUUUGUUUCACACACACUGAUCUGUAAUUCAGUGUUGACUGCUUUAGAAUGUAGAGCUCCAGUAGAUGGCAUAAACAAUUGAAUGUAUGGUAACUUUGAAUGAUUUUGGUCUAUAAAUCAUACAUGAUUUUCUCAUUUUUAAUAGAUUACUUAACCGAAAGAAAUAUUUCCAUAUUAAAUCUAA
Molecule: messenger RNA, 1850 nt
Organism: Acipenser ruthenus (sterlet)
Lineage: Eukaryota; Metazoa; Chordata; Actinopteri; Acipenseriformes; Acipenseridae
Product: U7 snRNA-associated Sm-like protein LSm11
Exons: 4
Coding region: 202-1293 (363 amino acids)
Biological process (GO): mRNA 3'-end processing by stem-loop binding and cleavage
Cellular component (GO): U7 snRNP
Molecular function (GO): U7 snRNA binding
Source: RefSeq, a predicted model, not a curated record